Molecule: messenger RNA, 2805 nt
Organism: Quercus lobata
Lineage: Eukaryota; Viridiplantae; Streptophyta; Magnoliopsida; Fagales; Fagaceae
Product: receptor-like protein 15
Exons: 4
Coding region: 1-2805 (934 amino acids)
Molecular function (GO): protein binding
Source: RefSeq, a predicted model, not a curated record
AUGGGGUGGUCUUUAGUGAAGUAUUUACUGUGGGCUUUACUUCUUAUUGUUCAAAUUCAUGAGCACAGGGCUUGUUUUGAGGAAGAGAGGAUGGGUCUGUUAGAAUUGAAAACCUUUAUAAAAUCCAAUGUUAAUCAUACCAACCACCUAUUUCCAUCAUGGGUUAACGAAAUAAGGAGUGAGUGUUGUAGGUGGGAGCGGGUCACAUGCAACGACAUCACUGGUCAUGUGAUCAAGCUCUCGCUUUCCAGUAUAAUAAAUCGGAAUUAUUAUAAUCGUUGGCUCCUAAAUGUGUCUCUACUGCAGCCUUUCAAGGAGCUAAGAAAUCUUGAUUUAUCUGCCAAUGGAAUUCUUGGGUGGCUAGAAAAUGAAGAACUGGUUUAUCUAAGCAACUUGGAGGUACUUAUCUUGCAACAGAGUUGCCUUAAUGGAAGCCUACCAUUGAAGGAUAUGGCAAAUUUCAGCAGUUUGAAGGUUUUAGAUUUGAGUAAAAAUCAUUUCACUGGAAGUAUUCCUCCAUAUAUUGGAGCGUUAUCAUCUCUCAAGGCUUUAUCAUUAUCUUUUGCAAAUCUUAGAGGAACUUUAGCCACUCAAGAUUUGUGUGCACUGACAAAACUUGAAGAGCUAGAUCUUGGUGGUAAUAACUUUGAAGGAAGCCUUCCUCCAUGCUUAACCAAUUUAACAUCUCUUCGGUUGUUAGAUAUAUCUAACAACCGGUUUAGUGGAAACAUGUCUUUCUCUCCAGUAGCCAACUUGACAUCUCUUGAGUACAUUGAUCUAAGUUAUCAUCUUUUGGAUGGUUUAUUCUCUUUCAACUUAUUUGCUAAUCACUCAAAGCUUAAGGUGAUUCAGUUUUUGAGUGACAACAACAAACUUGACAUAGAAACUGAAAAUCUCAGUUGGCACCCUUUGUUUCAGUUAAAGGUCCUAGUAAUGUCUCAUUGUAAUAUAAACAAGCCCAUAGGCAACAUUCCGAAGUUUCUCUAUGACCAGCAUGAAUUAGAAGUGGUUGCAAUCACUCACAGUAGGUUGAAUGGAAGCUUCCCCAUUUGGUUGCUUGAAAACAAUACUAGAUUACAAGUGUUAAAUCUUCGAAGUAACUCUUUCACUGGUCAAUUUCAGUUGCCAGCAUAUCAAUACAUUGAUCUUCGUUGGUUGGAUAUCUCAAACAAUCACUUACAUGGGGAGCUUCAAGAAAAUAUCGGAAAGAUGAUUCCGAAAUUAGAAUAUCUAAAUUUAUCUCAAAAUCAUUUUGAAGGUAAUCUCCCAUCCUCAAUUGGUGACAUGAGUAAUUUGUACAAAUUGGAUUUGUCCUUUAAUGAUUUUUCAGGAGAGAUACCAGUGGAAUUGAUAGCUAAUUGCACCUACUUGAAAUUUUUGAGGUUAUCUAAUAAUAAAUUUCAUGGUGAAAUUUUUUCAAAGAACUUCAAUCAAUCCUUGUUUUUAUUAGAAUUGAAUAAUAAUAAUUUCACAGGGACUCUUCCAGUGGUACCCUUGCAUGUCGGGAUGGUCCUAAAUAUUAGAAACAAUUACAUGUUUGGUAGAAUUCCCGUAUGGAUGGUAAACGAUAAUUCAUCCAAGAUUGUUGACCUAAGUAACAACUUUUUCGAAGGUCAAAUUCCAUGUGGACUAGGUUCAUUUGAUGUAAUUAACCUUUCUCAUAACCUGCUUUCAGGAUUUUUACCUUCUUGUUUGAAUCUACGAGAUGUGAGGCACAUACUUUUGCGAGGGAAUAAACUCACAGGAUCAUUACCGAAAGUAGUUUUCAAUUCAUCAUCUCUUUUGACAGUGGACAUUAGAGAUAAUAGCUUUUCGGGCAGCAUCCCUGAAGGAAUUGGUGAACUUUCUAACUCAAGAGUACUUUUGUUGAGUGGAAACCAUUUUAGUGGUAUGAUUCACAAGCAGAUGUGUCAGUUAAAGAAGCUAGGCAUAAUGGAUCUUUCCAAGAACUUUCUUACUGGGACAAUACCAUAUUGCUUUCACAACAUAACCUUUGGGAAGUUAAAUGAUAUUGAUUUUGUCUAUACAAAUGAUUCUUUUCUAGAGGGCUUCGGUUUUUCCCUCCCAUAUAAGUCUCUUCUAAGUAGGGAUAUUGACAUUAAAGGGACACAUUUGGACAUCCAUGAACAAGUUGGGAUUCAAAUUGUGACGAAAUAUAGGUCUGACUUGUACAAGGGUCUCAUCCUUGAUUUGAUGUCUGCUUUGGAUUUGUCAUUGAACAAGCUAAUAGGUGAAAUCCCAGUAGAGUUAGGACAGUUAUCUUCAAUUCAUGCAUUGAAUUUGUCCUACAAUCAAUUGAUAGGUUCUAUUCCAAAAACAUUCUCAAAAUUGACUCAAUUGGAGAGCUUAGACCUUUCUCACAACAGUUUGAGUGGGGAAAUUCCUUCAGAAUUAAUUGAUUUGAAUUCUCUCUCAACUUUCAAUGUGGCUCACAACAACUUAUCAGGUAAACUUCCAGACUUUAAAGCACAAUUUGCAACAUUUGGAACGGGUUGCUACAAAGGAAAUCCUUUUCUUUGCGGUCCACCAUUGGAGAAAAGUUGCACCGAGAUAGUUGAAUCAACUCCAUCACCACAAAACUCUUUAAAGGCAAGUGACGGAAAAUGGUAUGCAGUUGAUCUUCUAGUCUUCUCUAUAAGUUUUUGGGUAUCUUACAUUAUUUUCUUUUUAGGUAUAGCUAGUGUUCUUUAUAUUAAUCUUCAUUGGCGGCAACGAUGCUUCAACUUGGUUGAGGAUCGCAUGUAUUGUUAUUAUUAUUUUGCUUUAAAUGCCCUAAAAGGGCUACAAAACUGUAUGUGUCAUUAG